Molecule: messenger RNA, 1770 nt
Organism: Schistocerca cancellata (South American locust)
Lineage: Eukaryota; Metazoa; Arthropoda; Insecta; Orthoptera; Acrididae
Gene: AlkB
Product: nucleic acid dioxygenase ALKBH1
Exons: 6
Coding region: 179-1108 (309 amino acids)
Biological process (GO): oxidative RNA demethylation
Cellular component (GO): nucleus; cytoplasm
Molecular function (GO): ferrous iron binding; oxidative RNA demethylase activity; broad specificity oxidative DNA demethylase activity
Source: RefSeq, a predicted model, not a curated record
CGUGUCGCUUAUUUGUUUAGAACUACAUAUGUUAUGUGAACGUAAAUAUUAGCUGUCAACCUUUGCCAACGAUAGCAAGAAUAACAAAUGACUAGCGCCACAACAAACUGUCAACGGCAGAGUACAAAUCUGUGAUCGCGCAUGUAAUUAAGGGCUUUGUGGUUCGUUUUGUAGUGGUAUGUUUAAGAAACACUUCAAAUAUUACAAAAGUAAAUGUCCUCCUCCAGAUUUAACAAACGUAAUAAACUUCAGAGAUGCAGAAUUCGAAAAACAUCAGAAAGUUAAGAGAGUCGAACUCAAGGACAAAAACAUUGAUGAUUUGAGCAACUUUGGUCUGAAACCCAUCAACAUGUGGAAAAUGUAUGAGAUUGCUGACAGUCCGGGUUUCUUUGUCAUCCCAGAUCCAUUCACAGGUACAGGACAGAGGUACUGGAUUCAGAGAUGCCUACGUGACUUUACGAGGAAACCUCACAGCCGACUGAACCUCGAUGCACAUGGUGACCUGGCGAAAGGGGAGGACUGGUGGGAAACUUGCUGUAAAUAUGACGUGAGAAGCCAGAACCUCUUAAAGAAAUUACGAUGGGCGACACUGGGGUAUCAUCAUGACUGGGACACCAAGGUGUAUUCAGAGUUUGCAAGGGACCCUUUUCCAACAGACCUUGCCACUGUUUGUAAAUAUGUCUGUGAGGCUGUGGGAUUUCCCAGCUUCUCUGCUGAAGCAGCUAUUGUGAACUUUUACCACCUGGAUUCAACUCUCUCAGGACAUACAGAUCACUCUGAGGAAGAUGUUACUGCACCUUUACUGUCAUUCAGUUUUGGACAGACAGCCAUCUUUCUACUGGGAGGAACAACCAUGGAUGACGAACCAUCAGCAGUGUACUUACACAGUGGGGAUGUAGCCAUCAUGUCUGGGCAGAGUCGGCUGUGUUACCACGGUGUCCCUCGAAUUGUUCUCGACAGCAUUCAGCCUUGGCAUCUUGAGCUAGACAGGGAUAGUGAGGACUUGUGGAUACCAUUUGAAAAAUAUGUUAUGUCAUCACGUAUAAAUGUAAAUGUAAGACAAGUUUUGAGGCAGGGGCAAAAAUCACUGUCAUCUGUAGCAUCCUGACUCAGAAUAUUGUGACUAUGGAAAAUAAAUAAGUAUCUGAGAGCAAAUAGAUGAAUUGUUCUGUAUAGCAAUUGAUGCCCAGCAUCUGUCCUUCCGCUUUAAUUGUUGGCGUGUGUAUCGCACACCUGGUAAGGCAUCUUUCAUACAGACAAAUAUAUUUUCAUUUGAUAAAAUGCACCUUGGACUUGAAUUUCCAGGAUAAUUAAUUUGUAUGGGGUCAGUUUAUGCAUAAGGGGUCAAUUAAAUUAAUUCAUUGAUCUGUGUAUCAAGGUGGUUACUGUAAGCUAAUUAACAUAUGGCUAUGAGGCAGUGAAAAAUGAAUCUUGACAAAGGAAUGAUGCUAAGUGAUUCAGUAUUCAGAAGCAAAGUGCCUGUAAUAAAUACUCACUGAUGAUAUGGACAAAUGUGUUAGCAGGGUCUCUGUGAUUAUUGUUAAUAAUACAAACAAAUACCAACUUUUCAGAAACUUCAUCAUUUUUAUUGUACAGAAAUGAACUUUAAGGUAAGCAAGGAAACUGUGUGAGGAAAAUUAUUAUAUCUCUGAGAUUUGUGUUUAAAUGGUGCCUGAAUAAAUGAGGCACCAUGUGUGCAAAUAAGUUGGCAUAGUUUUUUAUGGUAAAAUGAAGUAUCAAUGUGUUAUAAUUAGAGCAGCUAAUGGUUUA